AUGGAAAACAGAAGGGAACGAGGUGGAGAAGGGAAGAAGUGGAGAAGUGGAGGAGGUGGAGAGAUGGUGGAGGAUGCAAAGAUGGGAACAGGUUUGGGUUUGGACAAACAUCAGGACAACUGUGAAUCCUCUGGCAGUUUCUGUACAAAGAUGUAUCUAAGCAGAACCAAAGGAGCCAAAACCAUGAACAACUCAAGAGAUCAUCUGCAGAAACACUCUGAGUGGACACCACUGAAGGAAACAAACACAGUUACGAAGCAGGCGCUCGGUGGGUCUCCAGGCGUCACCAGGACUGUUUGGAGGUUUAAGGCCGAACCCGUUUCUAUGACGUCUCUACUCAGACCAUCUCUGCUUCAUCCUGGAUCUGGGUCCUGGAUGGAGGUAAACAGCCACAGAAACAGCAGCAGAUUCCUUCAGAUGCAUCCCAGGAUUGAGCCGCGGAUGAGGUCAAUCCUCCUGGACUGGAUGAUGGAGGUCAGUGAGGCCUUCACUCUUCAACGACACACAUUCUACUUGGCUCAGGAUUACUUUGACCGGUUCAUGCAGAGACAGUACAACGUCCAGAAAGAGUCGUUGCAGGUCAUUGGGGCGACCUGCCUGUUUCUGGCCUCAAAGAUGGAGGAGUCUCGUGCUGUCAAGCUUAAGCAGGUGGUUGAUGUCGGUGACGGGGCCUACACCGAGCAGGACGUUCGACGAGUGGAGCUGCUCAUCUUGAAGACACUGGGUUGGCGUCUCAGCUCUGACACAGCUCUGUUCUGGUUGGAGCUUUACCUCCAACUGGUGCUGAUGGAGGUCGCCUAUGAUCCACUGGAGCAGCUGUUUCCAUACUAUUUGUUCUUCAAGAUGACACGGGUUCUGGAUUUGUGCAUGCUCCACGUCAACUCCAUGGACUUCGAGUAUAAUGUGUUGGCAGCUGCCAUCCUGAGUAGAUUCUUUCAUCAGGAAGUUGUGGAGCAGGUUUCAGAGUCAUGCUCAACAGUGGAGAUGAAGAGCCGCUCUUCUUUCAACACAGAAACACUCAAACAAACAGAGCAACCGGACGACUCACAACAACAGGCUUUAAUUCCCACAGAGACUGUUUGA
This is a messenger RNA of Sphaeramia orbicularis (orbiculate cardinalfish), 1083 nucleotides long. RefSeq names its product G1/S-specific cyclin-E1-like. Lineage: Eukaryota; Metazoa; Chordata; Actinopteri; Kurtiformes; Apogonidae. The record is from RefSeq and is a predicted model, not a curated record. The coding region runs from base 1 to 1083 and encodes 360 amino acids. The transcript has 10 exons.